Staurois parvus is the source of this 910-nucleotide messenger RNA. NCBI's taxonomy places the organism in Eukaryota, Metazoa, Chordata, Amphibia, Anura, Ranidae. The record is from the annotation of a GenBank genome assembly.
AUGGACCAUUCUGGAGGGGCUUAUCUAAAUGUCCAGGCUGUGUGGUCCAAGGUUGGGGUUGUGCGCUUGCUUCAACUACUGUUCGGAUGUGCCACCUUCAGCCUAGUUCUCCACCGAGCCGGGUUCAGCGCAGCCUACGGAACCUUCUGCGUCUUUGUAUGGUGCUUCUGUUUUGCGAUCACCACCCUCAUCGUCAUCUGUGACUUCACAAGGCUGCAGUCCUGCCUACGCAACCUGUCCUGGGGGAACUUCACUGCGGCCUUUGCCAUGCUGGCUUCUCUCAUGACCCUCACGGCUUGUGUCAUCUACCCGCUCUACUUCGUCACCAUGAACUGUUCAUCGUCUGACUGCGGCACCAGGAACCACAGACUGGCGGUCAGCAUCUGCGCGGGGCUCUUAUUCCUGGUCUACGCUGUGGAGGUGUUUUUGACCCGUGCCAAGCCCGGUAUGCCCUGCAGCUACAUGGCCACGGCGGCGGGGCUCCUGAAAGUGGUCCAGGCCUUUGUGGCAUGCGUGAUCUUCGGAGCUCUGGCUACGGAAAGCCAAUACAAGAGGUAUGUGGCCACUCAGUGGUGCGUGGCUGUGUACAGUUUUUGCUUUGCAGUGACUGUAGUGGUGAUCGUUCUCAACAUCACCGGAAGGGCGGGUAACACUUCGCUGCCCCUUUGAACGCUUUGUGGUGAUCUAUACGGUGGUUGCGAUACUGAUGUACAUGAGUGCGUCCGUUAUAUGGCCUGUCUUCUGCUUCGAUGCAAAAUAUGGGUCUCCAUCCAGACCGGCCAAAUGUUAUUGGGGGCGCUGCCCGUGGGACAGCCAACUAGUGGUCACCAUCUUCACCCAUAUCAACCUGGCGUUGUACAUAGCGGACUUGGUAUACACACAGAGACUGAGAUUUGUGGCUCAGCGCUAA